This is a messenger RNA of Pisolithus orientalis, 414 nucleotides long. RefSeq lists its product as uncharacterized. The transcript has 4 exons. The coding region runs from base 1 to 414 and encodes 137 amino acids. The record is from RefSeq and is a predicted model, not a curated record. NCBI's taxonomy places the organism in Eukaryota, Fungi, Basidiomycota, Agaricomycetes, Boletales, Pisolithaceae.
AUGUCAUACACUCAUUGGUCAAGCCACUGCAGGCAGUUCCAAUACAUCAACAACCAUUCCCAUUACACUGAUGUCUCCAAAUCAAACCUGCUAUCACUGUCAAAUCAUUGGAUGUCAAUUUCAAAUAUCCUUGGCAGUAUGGAAAGAUAUGCAACAAUACACCCCCCACCUUGUCCCUGUGUAAUGCAUGGAGACCUCAACAUCCACCACUAUGGUAAUAAAAAGGUCCAGAUCUGGUUGAGGGAAGGGGAUCAUUGGAUAGCUGAUGUAGUGGAUGGCCAUCAUCACCCAAUGCUGCCAGACUAUCGCCUCUUCAUUGCCAAUGGCACAGAGCCCACCUGGGUAACAAAGAAAACAAGGUUGACCUACAAAGGGAGCUUCCACAGCCAACAGAAAGAUCCUAAGGAGGACUGA